AUGUCUGUCCGCUCAGCCCUCAUCAACACUGCACGUGCAGCUCGGCAGGCGCUCCCAAAGGCGCAGGUUGCGCCCCGUAGGGCAGCUUCGACGCACCACAAGCCGAGCAGCAACACCCCCUGGAUGAUUGGGUCGGCCGCCGUCUUUGGUUCCCUCACCGCCUUCAUCCUCAUGCCAUCCGGCGACAAAGCCGCUCACGAGGUACAUGAGCACAUUGACGCCAAAGGCGCGGGUGCACACGUAGCCGACGGAAAGGGCGCGAAGCCGGAGCACGAGGACGAGCACCAGAACGCUGCGAGGGAUUUGAUGAGGAAGGAGCGCGAGUCGGGUGAACGACCAGGACUGGACGAGGACCCGAAGGGCAAGAUGGUCCACGCCGGUGAAUCUCGCCCACGAACCGAGAUCCCCUCGAAGCGGGACGACGAGAAGCCGCACCGCAGAGGCGCGUCCACUGGGGACAAGUUCGACGGCACCAUCGAUGGCACGGAGAUGAAGGCUGGUAUCGCCAACAAGAGCACCGAGAAGGAGGCGGAUUCCAAGUCGCAAGCCGGCAUCAAGACGAACCCGGAGGGAACUGGUCAGAAGGACACAGUCAAGCCUGAUAACGUGGACGACAGCGACAAGCCCUCAGAGAAGGACAUCAAGUCCAGCAUCAAGAAGGCCGAGCAAAGCAACAGCCCCAAGACUGCCAUGGACAAGGAGGAGACCGGUGGUGCUUCUUCCGGAUCAUCCAACUCCAGCACCCCUGACAAUGUGGACGAUAGCGACAAGCCAAGCGACAAGGAUAUCAAGGACAGCAUCAAGCAGGCCGAGCGCAGCAACAGCCCUCUCGCGACUAUGCAGGAGGAGGUGGACGACAGCGGAAAGCAGGUCUAA
Molecule: messenger RNA, 876 nt
Organism: Dioszegia hungarica
Lineage: Eukaryota; Fungi; Basidiomycota; Tremellomycetes; Tremellales; Bulleribasidiaceae
Exons: 6
Coding region: 1-876 (291 amino acids)
Source: RefSeq, a predicted model, not a curated record